CUGCAAAAAGUAAGAGUGAGGGCAAAUCGGUAAGUAUUCCAAGCUGCUUUGGUUACCCCUUGAGCAUCUUCUUCAUUGUCAUCAAUGAGUUCUGCGAGCGGUUCUCCUACUAUGGCAUGCGAGCGGUGCUCGUUUUGUAUUUCAAGUAUUUCCUGCAAUGGGAUGAUAACUUGUCUACAGCCAUCUACCACACAUUCGUUGCUCUGUGCUACCUGACACCGAUCCUUGGAGCACUCAUUGCGGACUCCUGGCUGGGAAAGUUUAAGACCAUUGUCUCCUUGUCCGUUGUCUAUACGAUUGGACAGGCAAUCAUGUCUGUGAGCUCCAUCAAUGACCUGACGGAUCACAAUCGGGAUGGCUCUCCCGAUAAUGUAUCGGUGCACAUUGCUCUGUCCAUGAUUGGCUUGAUCCUCAUUGCACUUGGUACUGGUGGGAUCAAACCUUGUGUGUCAGCAUUUGGUGGAGAUCAGUUUGAAGAUCAUCAGGAAAAACAAAGAACUAGAUUCUUCUCUAUCUUUUAUUUGUCCAUUAAUGCUGGAAGUCUCCUAUCUACUAUAAUCACCCCAAUUCUCAGAGCUCAAGAGUGUGGCAUUCACAGCAAACAGCGAUGUUACCCACUAGCUUUUGGAGUUCCUGCUGCCCUCAUGGCUGUCGCCUUGGUUGUGUUCGUCAUUGGAAGCAGAAUGUACAAGAAAGUUCAACCUCAAGGAAAUAUAAUGAUUCAAGUUUCCAGAUGCAUUGGAUUUGCCAUCAAAAACAGGUUUCGGCAUCGCAGCAAGGAGUUCCCCAAGAGAGAGCACUGGCUAGACUGGGCGAGUGAGAAGUACGAUAAACGACUGAUUGCUCAGACUAAGAUGGUGCUGAAGGUGCUUUUCCUUUAUAUCCCUCUCCCCAUGUUCUGGGCGCUUUUUGACCAGCAGGGGUCAAGAUGGACACUACAAGCCACAACAAUGGAUGGGAAUUUUGGUUCUAUUCAGAUUCAGCCAGACCAAAUGCAGACUGUGAAUCCAAUCCUGAUUGUUAUAAUGGUCCCAGUUGUAGAUGCUGUGGUUUAUCCUUUAAUAAAGAAAUGCAAGAUCAAUUUUACGCCCCUGAGGAAGAUCACUGUUGGUAUGUUCCUCGCAUCCAUGGCUUUUGUUGCUGCUGCCAUUUUGCAAGCUCAAAUAGACGUAAGUUCAGCUGCAU
This is a messenger RNA of Antrostomus carolinensis (chuck-will's-widow), 1185 nucleotides long. RefSeq names its product solute carrier family 15 member 1 (gene SLC15A1). Gene Ontology annotation, cellular component: membrane. NCBI's taxonomy places the organism in Eukaryota, Metazoa, Chordata, Aves, Caprimulgiformes, Caprimulgidae. Gene Ontology annotation, molecular function: transmembrane transporter activity. The record is from RefSeq and is a predicted model, not a curated record. The annotation marks the transcript as partial. Gene Ontology annotation, biological process: transmembrane transport; oligopeptide transport. The transcript has 14 exons.